Molecule: messenger RNA, 3774 nt
Organism: Chanos chanos (milkfish)
Lineage: Eukaryota; Metazoa; Chordata; Actinopteri; Gonorynchiformes; Chanidae
Product: transient receptor potential cation channel subfamily M member 4-like
Exons: 27
Coding region: 1-3774 (1257 amino acids)
Biological process (GO): calcium ion transmembrane transport
Cellular component (GO): plasma membrane
Molecular function (GO): calcium-activated cation channel activity; ligand-gated calcium channel activity
Source: RefSeq, a predicted model, not a curated record
AUGAUCGACGCGGAGAAAGAAGGAGGAGGAGGAAGAGGAGCACUGUCAAAAACAGAGAAGGACCAGAGCUGGAUCCCAAAAGUAAUAAAGAAGAGACACUGUACAACCUUUGUCGAGGACUCUUUCAGUAAUGGCCAGCUGUGUCAGUGUGGAGAAACACGGGACAAGCAUGCCUCCGCCGCCCUGGGUGAUUACUUCAGCACGGCGAUUGUCAGUCAUUGGGAAAGUGCGCAGCAUUCUUCCGAAUCUCCCACCGACGCCUUUGGAGAGAUAGAGUUCGCUGGUGCCACCAAGAGACACAGCUAUUUCCUGCGUCUAUCUGGGGACACACGUCCAAAUAUAGCCUACAACCUUAUGACUGUCCACUGGGGUCUGACUCCUCCCAACCUGGUCGUUUCAGUUGUGGGUGGUGAGGGAAGGGCAAAGGUCAAGACCUGGGUGCGAGAGGUACUUAGACAAGGAUUGGUCAAGGCCUCACAAAGCACAGGAGCUUGGAUUCUGACCCAGGGGCUGAGAGAGGGCGUGGGGAGGUGUGUAGGGGAGGCGGUGAGAGAUCACGCAACCGCUGCAUCCGCCGUCUCUCUCUCCAAGGUCGUCCCCAUUGGCAUCGCCCCGUGGGGUUUGGUUCAAAACCGAGAACAGCUUGUCAACCCAGAGGGCAGUUUCCCAGCACGGUAUUACGUUGCAAACACAUCCCGUGACUCCUGUUGGUUGGAUAAUAACUAUCAGGCCUUCCUGUUGGUAGAUGAUGGUACUGUAGGACGAAGAGGGGGUGAGGCUUCCUUCAGGGCCCACCUAGAGGACUUCAUUUCCCAUCAGCGCACAGGCAUCUGGGGAACUGGAAGCAUGGACAUACCUGUUCUGUGUAUGCUGAUAUCAGGAGAGGUCAACAUGCUCGAGAGACUGGAUCUUUCUUUGAAAAAUUCCAUGCCCUGGCUGAUUCUGGCGGGGUCAGGAGGGGUGGCUGACUUUGUGAGUGAUCUCCUGGAGAACCUGGUAUCUGCUCCUGUGGGAACAGAGGGGGAGGUGGAGGCGGCUUCCAACGUAGAUCUCAGAGAAAGAGUUGGAGAAAGAGUGAAGAAAUAUUUCUCCUCCGAGCCAGAGAUAGACAAACUAAUAGAGAGGGCCCUCAGUAUCUACCAGAACAGAGACCUCAUCUCCAUCUACCACGGAGAGCAGGAGGGGCCUGAUGACUUUGACACUGUACUGCUCAAGGCUCUAGUCAGAGCCAGUAAACAGCGUGAUUCCAUUCAUGCCAGUCCCUAUACUGAGGAACUUAAGCUGGCAGUGACUUGGAAUAGAGUGGACAUCGCCCGGAGUGAGCUCUUUAACGGUGACAUCCAGUGGAGGUACGAGGACCUGGAGGAUUCCAUGACCGACGCACUGGUGAAUGACAAACCCCAGUUUGUGCGCCUGUUCACCGAAAACGGGCUCAACAUCCUUGAUUACCUGACCUACGGACGCUUGGAGAGCCUGUACCGCUCCGUUUCAGACAGCUCCCUGGCCUACACCUUACUCCAGCGUCGCCUCGCAGAGCGCCUGGCUGUCACUCAUGGACACUCCUCUAACGAGAGCACAGAACUCCUCGACCACUGCCCAAAGAUCAUGAACGCUGCUCGUCAGGUCAAAGAACUCAGCCUUUAUGAGGUGUCCCGGGUGUUGGGGGACUUGCUUGGGGAUGUGUGCCAGCCUUUUUUCUAUGCUCCUCUGGGAUUAGAAAACAUCAAGUCAACAAGAAGAGAAUUUCGGAAAGCAUGUAAGUUGUUACAGGGGCCCUGUGUGUAUCGGCAGCAGCGGUGCCUCUAUCCGUGGGCUUGUCUCUUUAUCUGGGCUGUUCUGCAGAACCGCAGUGAGAUGGCCGUCUUCUUUUGGGAAAUGGCAGGGGAGUCAGUACUCAGUGCUUUGAGUGGUUGUAGGUUGCUGAGGGAACUCUCUAGACUGGAGACUGAGACUGAGACAAAACUUUCCAUGAAAGAGUUGGCUCAGCGGUUUGAGAACCUGGCCCACGACGUGUUUGGUAAAUGUUACCAGAGCAGCGAGAACCGUUCUUUCACGCUGCUGAUCAGGAAGUCUCCGGUGUGGGGCGGGACCACGUGUCUACAGAUGGCUGUGGGAGCUGACGCCCGUCUCUUCUUCAGUCAUGAUGGUGUGCAGUCCUUGCUGUCUCAGAUCUGGUGGGGUGAUAUGGAGAGAAAUACAGCAGUGUGGAAACUGAUCCUCACGCUCUUUAUCCCUCCUCUGUGUUACACCAACCUCAUCACUUUCAGGGAAGAGGAGCAGCCAGAGGAGGAAAAAACUGAUGAACCUGCUCAGGCAAAAGAGGCUGACUGGAUUUAUGGAGAAACCAUUUUCUCUUUCUCUGACAUCAAGCACCAUGAAACAGAACUCGAGGACAUGGGCAGUAUCAGAAUCACUUCUAAAGGAACGCCGGUUUUGCCCGUGCAGGCCAGGAAACGCCCCUUCUUCGUGUCCCGUUGGCGGCAGUUCUGGAUUGCACCUGUCACCUCCUUCCUCGGCAACGUGCUGAUGUAUUUCCUUUUCCUACUUCUGUUUGCGUACGUGCUGUUGGCCGAUUUCAAGCCGCCGCCCCCUGCUGGCCCGUCUGUGUCAGAGUACGUGCUGUAUUUCUGGAUAUGGACCAUGGUGUGUGAGGAGAUUCGACAGACAUUUUUUGUGGGUAAUAUGACUCUUCGUCAGAGAAUUAGGCAGUACAGUCAGGAUGUGUGGCAUAAGUGUGACCUCGCUGCUAUCUGCCUCUUCAUCUUUGGCUUAUUCUGCAGGAUGUUUAAGGGGUCCUAUAGAACUGGCAGAGCAUUUUUGUGUCUGGACUACAUGGUCUUCACCCUCAGACUCAUCCACAUCUUUGCCAUUCACAAACAGCUUGGACCCAAAAUCAUCAUUGUCGGCAAAAUGAUGAAGGAUGUGUUUUUCUUCCUGUUCUUCCUUGCUGUGUGGAUCAUGGCGUAUGGAAUAGCCAAUCAAGCUCUGAUUUACUCCUAUGACCCUCGUCCUGAUAGGAUAUUUCGCAGAGUGUUCUACAGGCCGUACUUGCACAUAUUUGGCCAGAUUCCAGUGGAGGAAAUGGACACUGGCAAGAAGUGGGAUGUGGAUUUGGAAUGCACAAAUAAUGUGACCUUGGUUGAAGAGGGUGCAGAGCCGUGCAGAGACACCUACUCUAACUGGCUGGUGGUCAUUCUACUGGUCAUCUACCUGCUGGUCACAAACAUCUUACUUAUCAAUCUUCUCAUCGCCAUGUUCAGCUACACCUUCACAAAAGUUCAGGAGCGCAGUGACACAUAUUGGAAGUUCCAGCGGUAUAAUCUGAUAGUAGAAUAUCACUCCCGCCCUUCCCUGGCCCCUCCCUUCAUCAUCCUCUCCCACCUCCACCUCUUCAUCAAGAGAAACAUUCGCAAAGUGCCUUCCGUCAAGAUCCAUCAUUUUGCUGUAGACCUGAAGGGGAAAGUUGCUAAUAGGCUUUUGACGUGGGAGAGCAUUCAGAAAGAGAACUUCCUGUCGGCCGAGAACAAGAAACAAAGAGCAAGUGACUCGGAGAGGAUCAGACGAAUGACUGUCAAGGUAGACGAAGUAAUCAAACAGGUUGCAGAAGUGAGGGAUGUUGAACGCAGACUGAGAGUGCUUGAGUCAGAGAUGGAAUUCUGCUCCAGUUCUCUCAAGUGGAUUGUUGAGGUUCUUUCUCAAAGCAGUGGAAUGAAGAUCACACGCCCCCCUCCCUCCCAGAAAGGUGCUUUAGUAACUGAACUGAAAAUGCUGUAA